Molecule: messenger RNA, 1800 nt
Organism: Rhipicephalus sanguineus (brown dog tick)
Lineage: Eukaryota; Metazoa; Arthropoda; Arachnida; Ixodida; Ixodidae
Exons: 2
Coding region: 133-1800 (555 amino acids)
Source: RefSeq, a predicted model, not a curated record
GCGCCAUUGUGAAGGAAAACACGCUGCGUCCGGCCUGUGUUACCUAUGUACUGGCUGCGCGGCAUACGACCUUUCGGCAUUCUGUCUGGCGCUUGAAGUAAGAAUUCAAGCGCUUUCACGGCGACAGCGAACAUGCCAACGCACUGCUGUGUCCCUGUGUGCAAGCAAUACGGAUACGUUGACAAGUCCGGACGAAAGGUGUCAUACCACAGGUUUCCCAGCGACGAGGGAAUGAAGAAAAAAUGGAUCGCUGCCAUAAAGAGGGACGAAGGGCCGCUGUUUAAAAUAUCUAAAGCGACCAAAGUAUGCUCAUUGCAUUUCCUGGAGGCAGACUACUGGGGAAAUGUUGCUAGUGGUCAUUGCCUCCUCAAAGACGAGGCUGUACCAUCCAUUUUUCCAUUUCGGAAAACCAAGCCCCCAAGAAAACCUCCUCGACAGCGAACGUCUUCAGCCAUUCCUGCUUCCAAGAAGAAAUGCACCGAGCUCCACCCACCAGCUGACAGUCCAAUGGAUUUGGCAAGUGCACCCGAUGAGAACGAAGCCCCGCAACAGGAGAUUGUCGCAGACCAGAAUGUGCUUCAGGAGCCUGCUCCUACUAUCCACAGCGAGCUCACGAAAGCAAUUGCUGUGCUGGAGGCACAGCUUGCCACAGCUAAAGACCAGGCAUCUAAGCAGCAGGCAGAAUUAGCCGAGCAGGCAGUGCAACUAAGCAAGGCUCGUGCUGAACUCGCUAGUUGUCGGCCAGAGCUGGAAACUGCGAAGAAUAAGCUGAAAGCACAGAAUAAGGAGCUGGAUGUACUUCGAAGCGAGUUGGUUACUUCCCAGCAAUGUAUGGACAAAUUAAAGACUCAGUAUGCACCUUUUGGCAUAGAAAAAUUCGAAGAAUGUGAUGAAGACAUUCAGUUUUAUACAGGACUGCCCGACUAUGCAACCUUUGUAGAUUUAUUGGACUAUCUGGACCCUGGUGAAAAUGGAUGCAACAUAAUGCGACAUCACAGUACCAGAAUACACAAGAAUCAGGGUUACAGGGGCCGGCCACAGAAAGUGAGUGUACCAAACCAACUGUUCAUGGUCCUCAUAAAGCUUCGUCUCGGAAUGUUCCACCAGCACCUUGGACAUUUGUUUUCGGUAUCUGUUAGCACAGUGUCAAGAAUAUUUUCCAUUUGGGUGGAUUUCAUGUACUUACAGCUGACAGCAUUGACAAUAUGGAUGUCACGGCGAGCUAUUGACGAGGCAAUGCCUCUGGCAUUUGUGGAAAAGUACCAAUCGACUCGUGUGUUGCUCGAUGCAACAGAAAUACGGUGCGAAGUGCCAUCGUCAUUUGUGACACAGUCUGGCCUCUACUCCCAUUAUAAGUCCACACACACACUUAAAGGACUGAUCGGUGUGUCACCAGAUGGGCUUACCACAUUUGUUUCGGAGCUUUUCACCGGGAGCACCUCAGACAGAGAAUGUGUGAGAAGGAGUGGGUUUUUGGACCUAGAUUUUGACAUAGGUGACUCUGUGAUGGCAGACAAGGGGUUUCGAAUUGAUGACCUUAUGGAGGAGAUCGGUGUAGAGCUAAACAUUCCACCCUUCCUCCGACGUGACAGAUUUACUGCUGAGGAAACUCAAGAGACCCAGGAGAUUGCUGCCCUGCGGAUUCAUGUUGAAAGAAGAAUUCAAAGAAUUAAGUGCUUUCACAUAUUUGAUCGCCCCAUUCCAAUUUCAUUGGUACCAGUGGCUAAUCAGAUGUGGACGAUCUGUGCCAUCUUGAGCAACUUUCAGUCGCCUUUAAUUCAGGAUAUGGAAUCCAGCUAG